This is a messenger RNA of Aplysia californica (California sea hare), 1875 nucleotides long. Its product is annotated as polymerase delta-interacting protein 2. The record is from RefSeq and is a predicted model, not a curated record. Bases 151 to 1173 code for a protein of 340 amino acids. Gene Ontology annotation, cellular component: mitochondrial nucleoid; nucleus. Gene Ontology annotation, molecular function: DNA binding. Lineage: Eukaryota; Metazoa; Mollusca; Gastropoda; Aplysiida; Aplysiidae. The transcript is spliced from 11 exons. Gene Ontology annotation, biological process: error-free translesion synthesis.
AGGCCUAAAUGACAUUCGAUUUCUUCAGGUUGUAAUAUCAACUUUCACACUUCACAGUCACAGUAGAUCAAGACAAGCAGCUAGUCGGAGAGACGACCUACAGUGGUAAAAGUUUAAAGACCCUCCCUUGCCCGCAACCCACUGUCUAAAAUGUUUGUAAUUAGAGGAAUAUUAAGACGUGGGUUGCUUUCAGCAACAGAAUUGCAUUCUUCAAUCCAAAGAGCAUGCCUGCGAUGUCUUUCAACCAGCCUCGCUGAGGUAGGAGUGCUUGAACCUCCAAGAGAACACGGCAAACCUUACGACACGGGACAGCUUUUUUUACACAAAAUAUUCGGCUACAGGGGUAUUGUUCUAUUUCCAUGGCUAGCUCAUGUGUACGACAGAGACACCUCGUCAAAGACAGAUGAAAGUAGGUCUUUUGAUGAUCAGACAUCUGCUGUUGGGAAGGAAGUAAAAGGUAGACACCACAUGUACUACCAAGUGUUGAUAGAUGCCAGGGACUGCCCACACAUAAGAGCUCAAACAGAAGCUGUGACCUUUCUUGGCAAUCAGGAUAACAGUCGAGCGUUGUAUGCUAUUCCAGGUCUAGACUAUGUUGCACAUGAAGAUGUGCUGCCUUACAACAGCCCUGAUCCUGGCCCUAUACAACAUGAACUCUUCGACAAAUUUCUUGUUAAUGAACCAGAAAACAAUCCACCGUUCAUUGCUCGUGAGACGUUGCGGGCAUGGCAGGAGAAGAACCACCCGUGGCUGCAGCUUUCUGAUGUUCACAGGGAGACAACUGAGGGAAUACGGGUCACAGUGAUUCCAUUCUACAUGGGCUGUCGGGAGGCUCAACAGACUCACGUCUACUGGUGGCGUUACUGUGUACGGCUGGAGAACCAAGGGGAGGAGCCUGUGAGGUUGAGGGAAAGACAUUGGAGGAUUUUCAGCUUAUCAGGAACUCUCGAGACGGUCCGGGGGCGUGGGGUGGUUGGACAGGAACCUCUGCUCUCUACAGACCAGCCAGCCUUUCAAUACAGCAGCCAUGUGUCUCUGCAGGCGCCAAGUGGACAUAUGUGGGGCACUUACAAGAUGGAGAGGAGAGACGGCACCAGCUUUGACUGCAAAAUCCCACCUUUCUCCCUGGAGAGUAAAUCUGAUGACAGUCCGCACCAUUUCAUCGGGAACUAAAAAUGUGCAUUCUGGGAGAAAAAGUGCUGAUUGUUUUGUUUUGCUGUGACUGCUGCAUGCUGUUUUUGUAUAGUUCUCGCUCUGUUUAAUAGGAUGUGCGCUCGACGUUACUUAUCAGAUUCAAUAGUUGUGCCAUGAUGUCCUUUAACUUCAAAUUCAUCAGCAAAUUUUUCAAAUGUUCUGAGCCUACUAAGCAACAUUUUUCAGGAGAGAAGUUACGAAAAACUGUUUCAUUCAUUUAGAGACUAUCUAUAUUAUGUAUCUUUUCUUGCUUUUUUUUUCUCCAUAAUUUAUACUCUGAAUUCCAACAAAUUAUUUCUUGAGUACGUGCAAUAGAUACCACAGAUUGUAAAACUGCUAUUUUUUUUAUUUCAAAAUUUUUAGUUUAGUACACCUGAAUGGCUGGCUGACGAAAUGCUUUUUUACUGUUUUUGUUGAGAUAAAGGUGUGAAGUCCUCAAGUAUUCAAUGUGUAUUAUUCAUCGCAAGAUGUUUUGACACAAGUUCCACUUCUCAACUUCAUUGAAGUACUGUAGCGUCGAAUGCAUACCUUAUUAAGGUUGCUGUUGAACGAUCAAGGAGGCAAGAAAGUGAAACCCACAAUUUCCGUGCAGAUUAUGUUGAAUGAAAUUCUGAAGAUGUACACAAGGAAUAAGAAUUGGCUGUCACAAAUUCUGUUGAUAAAGAAAUAUUGUUCACUCUU